Molecule: messenger RNA, 771 nt
Organism: Rosa rugosa (rugosa rose)
Lineage: Eukaryota; Viridiplantae; Streptophyta; Magnoliopsida; Rosales; Rosaceae
Exons: 1
Coding region: 1-771 (256 amino acids)
Molecular function (GO): RNA-DNA hybrid ribonuclease activity; nucleic acid binding
Source: RefSeq, a predicted model, not a curated record
AUGGUGCCUGCCAAGGUCCAAAUAUGUGAGUGGAGGGCCUGCCAAAACAUCCUACGCACCAGAGAGCGUUUACUCACCAAGGGCUAUGAUGGUGAAACGAAUUGUCUACUGUGCUCUGCUACACUAGAAGACACAACUCACAUCUUCUUUAAGUGUCCGAUUGCAAAAGAAAUUUUCUCUGCUCCCCCGUUUAAUUUACAAUCUAUGGCUAUGCCAAAUAUGAUUUUUAAGGAAUGGAUGCUAGAAGCUGCACUUGUACUCAAACCAGAGACAUUUGAAAAGCUAUUAAUGCUAAUCUGGUCUCUCUGGAAAAAUCGGAACACUACUCUGUGGGAGAAUAAUUCAAAACCAGCAUCGGUUCUUUUGUGCAGCUCCUUGGCUUGGUUGGAAGAUUUCCAGAAAUCUAGAGCUACUUCUUCAGCACCGAAGAAAGUAGAAAAAAACCACUGGCAGCCAACUAAUGGGAGCAGAGUGAAAAUAAAUGUAGAUGGUGCGUUCUUACUAUCGCAGAUGCAUGGGGGUGCUGGAGGUAUUGCUCGAGACCCAACCGGGCAAUUCAUGGCUGCUAUUGCUCACCAUCUACCUCAUGUGAACUCUACUAAACAGGCAGAACUGCUUGCUAUCCGACUUGAGAUGGCAAUCCAACUACAGCUGUCCUCUGUCAAUAUUGAAGCAGAUUGCCUUGCUGCUGUCCAAGCAAUCAUGCACCAACAAUCUGAUUAUUCAGAGUUUGCAGCCAUUAUUGCUGACAUCCAUGACCUCCAGAUGUAG